Messenger RNA from Amphimedon queenslandica, 1451 nucleotides. RefSeq names its product hemicentin-2-like. The record is from RefSeq and is a predicted model, not a curated record. Lineage: Eukaryota; Metazoa; Porifera; Demospongiae; Haplosclerida; Niphatidae. The transcript has 7 exons. The coding region runs from base 48 to 1352 and encodes 434 amino acids.
GAUCUAAUCUAGGGAGGGGCUGGUCUACUCCUCCACUUUAUGCUGCAAUGGCUCGCUGCUACUUCUUCCUUCUCCUCUCCCUGUUACUCGUAGUUCAUAGCAAAGCUCAAGUGAGCCUCUCUCCCUAUCCUGUACUGACCGGGAGAGAAGGAGACAAUCUGGAGUUUAGCUGUGAUGGAGAAGGACAGCAAAUCCUACAGAUAAAUCAUAACGUUACAGCAGUGGGAGGAAGAUUAAUGCUAGCUGGUGAGGGCAGUGGAAUGGGCAGGCUACCUGGAGUUCAAUAUCAACUGAAUGAUCUUACAAGAAAUGAUAAUGGGACCAUCAUACAGUGUUUCAGUAAUGGUGAAGGAUCUAAUGUGAUCACCAUCAUUGUAGACUUUCCUCCUCUAUAUUCUCCUGCUUCUCUCUAUUACAAUGUCAUUGAAGGGAGCAGUCCAGUACUAAGUCUAUCACUGGAUGCACCAGUAAUGCUCACAGCAUUCACAUGGAGAAGGAACGGUAUUAUAAUAAGCAGCUCUCCAGGGCUGAGUCUAUCAGCUAGUUCAAUGAGGUUCAGUAGUGUAUCAAGAGAAGACUCGGGGCUAUAUACAGUAACUGCUGUUGACUCAUUAGGGAAUGGAACUGCAACUAUCAGUUUAGAUGUCUAUUAUGCUCCAGAAUUCGCACUAUCUCCUUCAACUGAUGGUAGUAAUGUUGUCAAUAGAUCAGUUGUUGUUGGGAGCAAUACUUUACUGAAUUGCUCAGUAUCUGCUGCUAAUCCUCCAGUCACUAACUCAUCAUUGAAUUACGAGUUAACCUCAGGCUCUGGUAGUGCAAGUAAUGUUGAUACAUCUACUGGUCAUUUCUCCAUCAGUUCAGCUACUGAGGCCAAUACUGGCAGAUAUACUUGUACAGUAACCAAUCUUGUAGCAACCAGUGAACUGACUUAUAACAUCAUUGUUGGAAAUCUUCCUGAUGUUCAAUUCACUCUCUCUGUUACAUUCUCCUCUCAGUCGGUCGUCAUCAAUGGAGUGUUUACUGAUAAUAGUCCUUAUGCUGUUCAAAGGUUUCAUGUGCUGGUUGAUGGUACAACUUAUACUGUGAGAGUGUUCCCACUGAUGAUUGACCUCUCUCAAUUCAACGUUGGUACUACAUACCCAGUAGUGGUAUCUGCUGAGAAUAUAAUUGGGAAUGUAACUGUUGCUAAUAGCAGCUUUACAAUAAGAGCUCCUGUGACUCCAACUGUCCCUGUUCCCAGUAACACUCCAAGUCCUACUUCACAGCCAACUGGAGGAGCAGGGGCUCUUGCAUCUUGUGGUCUGAUGGCAAUGUUGAUGAUAGCACUGUCCCUAUACUCUGCACUGUAUUAGUUAUAUGAACUGAACAAGCUGUUGUACUGUGAUACGUAAUUUAAUUGUGUUUGUUAUUGUUCUUUUUAGUUUAUUCCUAAUAUUUGUCGCGAAUCGUUA